UGUUCAUUAAGAGAACAUUUUUGAUACACUGCGUGCAACAAAAUCUAUGUUAUUAUGUACUGUUAUAUGUAAUCAUGAGUCGAUGGAACGAGUUUUUCUGUUUAUUUUGGGUCUCAAGCGUCUAUGAAGUUAUGAAUCAGUAUAUCUUAUUUGGCCAUUAGAAACGCACAUCUCUACAGCUUCAAUCAUGGAUUACAAGGCUAGAAAGCAAAUUUUAUUCUUACAUUCCGAUUCUGUGAAAACUGCGUGUGAAAGGGUUAACUUAUCGAAACCCGGGGAAAUAGAUCAAGUGGUGAAAUUAUUGAGGAAUUGGAUCCAAGAGCAACCUCAUUUUAGAAGAAAGGAUUUCAGUGAUGCGUACAUAAAGAUGACUAUUCUCACCUCAAAGGGUUCGACGGAACGAGCUAAAAAACAAUUGGACAAAAUGUGCACAUACCGAACUCUAUUAGCGGAAAGUUUCCAAGACUGGGACGUUAGGAAAGACUUCAAACACGCAUUUGAACCUGUUUCUCAGGUUAUUCUGCCAAAAUUAACAAAAAAUCAUCAUAGAGUAUUCUUAUACAAAGCGUGGGAAAAUAUUAAAGACGCAUCUCAGAUGUCCAGCAACUUUAAAUAUUCUUAUAUCAUAGCGGAGUACAUCAAGCAAUGUGAUUUUGCUUUUGGAUAUCAUCUAGUUAUAGACUUUUUGAACAUUAAUGUUUUAGAUCUGAUAAAUAAAUUAAGCGUUAUUGAAUUCAGACAAAGCUUUAAUCUUUAUACGGAAGCAUACGGCAUGAAAAUAAUAGCCAUUCAUAUCAUCAGCACUUCAAAGCUCAUAGAUACCUUCGUUGCUAUAUUGAAACAAAUCCUCAAACCAAAAAUCGUGGAUCGAAUCAAAUUGCACAAGUCCUGGGACGAACUACAUGAUAUAUUGGGAAAAGAAGUUAUACCAAAUGAUUUUGGCGGUUUUGAAAAAUCUGUUAAGGAUAUACAUGAUGAUUGGGUAGAUGAAUUAUCAAAUAAAGGAUUCAGGCAAUAUCUUCGCGAAAUGAAUUCAGCUUCCACGGACGAAUCCAAGCGGCCAUCAAUUAAAUUUAGUGAAGAAUACGCGGGAUUGCCUGGCACUUUUAGAGUAUUGAGUGUCGAUUAAUCAGAUAUUAGUGUAUUAUGAAAUUGUGGUUUAGGUACAAAGUACUUCCUAUCGUAUAGUGUUAUUAAAAUAGGAAUAUACAUUAUAAAGGAGAAGAAAAAAUUGUAAUGUAU
Colias croceus (clouded yellow) is the source of this 1242-nucleotide messenger RNA. RefSeq lists its product as uncharacterized. The record is from RefSeq and is a predicted model, not a curated record. The transcript has 6 exons. Bases 188 to 1129 code for a protein of 313 amino acids. NCBI's taxonomy places the organism in Eukaryota, Metazoa, Arthropoda, Insecta, Lepidoptera, Pieridae. Gene Ontology annotation, cellular component: membrane. Gene Ontology annotation, molecular function: phosphatidylinositol bisphosphate binding.